ACCCUGAUAUUCAUCUCCCCCUCUGUUCUGUAUACUCCGCAAAAAAAAAAUAAAAAAAUCAAUGGCUUGUUGCCUAUCUUCACCACCAAAACCUCCCUCAUUUCUUCCCUCCUCUGAAUUCCUCAAAGCGCGUGGGGAGAAACCCACCUCUAUUUCAUGGUCUUCUUCACUCCCCCACCUCAAUUUGUCCAUCAAUUUAUCUUCUUCCCCUUCAAAUCCCACUCGUAACCAGAGUUUUGUUGUUCAAGCUGCAUGGACUCGACGAUCUCGAAGUGAAGCUGCGAAGAAGCCGAACAGAAAAUCAUGGAAACAGAAGACAGACAUGUACAUGAGACCAUUUCUUCUAAACGUCUUUUUCUCAAAGAGAUUUGUUCAUGCAAAAGUGAUGCAUAGAGGAACCAGCAAAGUGAUAUCUGUAGCUACAACUAAUUCUAAAGACCUGCGGAACUCAUUACCAUCCCUCACAGAUACUAAUGCAUGCAGAGUUAUUGGGAAGUUGAUUGCUGAGAGGUCCAAGGAAGCUGAUGUGUUUGCAAUGUCUUACGAAGCAAAGAAAAACGAAAGAAUUGAAGGGAGGUUAGGAAUAGUUAUCGAUACAAUUAAGGAGAAUGGAAUCAUAUUUGUUUGACAUUUUAGCGUUUAGCAGAGUAUUCUAAAAUCUAACGUAUGCUGGUAGAUAGUCUAAUUGCUUGGUCAUUACUUCUAAGACUGCUUUUGCCUGCUUCUGAAAGGUGUCAAAAUAGUAAUUAAGGAUUAAAGAUAUCAUUUUUAUUCA
Daucus carota subsp. sativus is the source of this 775-nucleotide messenger RNA. RefSeq lists its product as uncharacterized. Gene Ontology annotation, biological process: translation. Gene Ontology annotation, molecular function: structural constituent of ribosome; 5S rRNA binding. The coding region runs from base 62 to 628 and encodes 188 amino acids. The transcript is spliced from 2 exons. The record is from RefSeq and is a predicted model, not a curated record. NCBI's taxonomy places the organism in Eukaryota, Viridiplantae, Streptophyta, Magnoliopsida, Apiales, Apiaceae. Gene Ontology annotation, cellular component: ribosome.